AUGACAGGACACCCUACCUGUGGCCUCCGCUUGGGGCAGAGGCUGCAGGGAGAUCCGCCCCUUGCUGCGGCCACGCCGAGGGACGGUCCUCAGGAAGAGGUCUUCUGGCAGACUGCUGGCAAGUGCCUAGUGUGCAAGUUUGAGGUGCCCUCUGAAGCUGCAUCCAAAUAUCCUAAGCCACUGGUACCACUUGAGAAGCCAGCGAAGGAAGUAAUAUCGCCAGAGACAACCAGUACUUCUGAAAAGUUGGAGGUUGCACCACCAUCUCCAGGACAACUGAGACAUGUGUUCUUCCACAAUGCAUUACCUUUUGUAGGGUUUGGAUUUUUGGAUAAUGCAAUUAUGAUUGCUGCGGGAACCCAAAUAGAGUUGUCAAUUGGAGUUGUCUUAGGAAUUUCAACUAUGGCAGCUGCAGCUUUGGGAAACCUUGUUUCAGAUUUAGCUGGACUGGGUCUUGCAGGUUAUGUAGAAGCUUUAGCUUCACGACUGGGUCUCUCAAUCCCUGACCUGACACCCAAACAAGCCGAUAUGUGGCAGACCCGUCUCAGUGCACACUUGGGUAAAGCUAUUGGAGUGACCAUUGGCUGCAUUUUAGGAAUGUUUCCUUUGUUGUUCUUUGGCGAUGAGGAUGAAAAACUGGAAGAAAAAAAUUAAACUUUUUACAAGAUGUAUACAAAUGUAAACUACUGUACCUCAAUUAUUCAAUUAUGCUGUCAAUAUUUAGGAAUUAACAGACAGUAAAAAAUGUAUAGACUUGGGAACAAAACCUUCAGCAUGUUGUUUUAUGGAAACACUAAUUUAUUGUGGCUUUGUUGUGUUUGGUACUUCUUUUUAUAAGGUAUCAUCUAACUUUUUAUUUAAUUGUAAAUUUUUGAAGUGUUUUCACUUAUGGCAACUGAUGUUUACCACUCUUCCCUUUUACCUUCUUCUUUAAUGGUUUAUUACUUUAAUGAUCCACCACAAAUGACAGUAUCACUCACGAGUUGUGUAUUGGUUGCUUAACAGUUGUAAUUGCAUGACAAAAAUCUCACUGCUGUCCAUCAGGUCCUUCAAUGCAGAUUACUAAG
Merops nubicus (carmine bee-eater) is the source of this 1067-nucleotide messenger RNA. It is a transcript of the gene TMEM65, whose product is annotated as transmembrane protein 65. Gene Ontology annotation, cellular component: mitochondrion. NCBI's taxonomy places the organism in Eukaryota, Metazoa, Chordata, Aves, Coraciiformes, Meropidae. The coding region runs from base 1 to 654 and encodes 217 amino acids. The transcript has 9 exons. Gene Ontology annotation, biological process: cardiac ventricle development; regulation of cardiac conduction. The record is from RefSeq and is a predicted model, not a curated record.